UGGGAUGGGAAAAUAACGUAUACGUGUACGUCAUCAGUGUGUAGUUCGUCCUCGUUCGGUUAAGAUCGUUCUUCAUUUAUACUUAUAGUUAAACAAAAUGGACUUUCUAGUGAUUCGUUAUUAUAAUAUUAAUCGAUUACUUUUAUUGGUUAUCGGUUCUUGGCCAAUGAUUAAAAAGUCGCCUAUAAAUUCAUUUAUACAGAUGAUACAAAGUUUUUUUAUUUAUGUUAUUCUUACUUCAUCUGUACUCGUUCAGAUAUUCAAACUCAUCACUUCUGAGCCUACGCUCGAUCUUUUUGUGAACGUUUCUUCUUACGCGUUCCUUUGUAUGGUAUACCUUGCGAAGUAUGGUUUUCACAUGUUUCAACUUGAAAACAUAAAGUGUCUUAUCAUACGAAUUCAACGUAAUUGGAAUUUAUUGAUCGAUGAAAAGGAACGCGAAAUCAUGGAAGAAUAUACGCAAAAAGGAAAAAAAUUUACUUUCAUCUGUCUGUUUUUAUCCUGCUUUACAAUUAUCUUAUUACUGACUUGGACAAGUUUUUUGUUUAUUUCCGAUAUACUCGUACCAUUAAACGGAUCUCAUCGACUGGAAUGUCCAUUUGUGGCGGAAUAUUUCAUAGACCAGGAAGUUUAUUAUUAUCCUAUUUUAUUGCAUAUGUAUACGAUAUUUCUCGUUGGACUGACUGUUGUUAUUGCGACUGAAGCAUUUUAUGCUAUAAUCGUGCAACAUGCCUGCGGUCUUUUUCAUAUUGUUGGAUAUCGUUUCGAGCAAGUAUUCAAUGAGAGUACUUUAAAUUCUAUUUCAUUAUCGAGAAAAAGUUUUGAAAUCAACUACUCGAUCGUUCGUGCUAUUAAUUCGCAUCAAAACGCUAUCGAAAAAUUUUCGAAUUCUCAAAGGUUCGUCGAUCAUAUGAAUUCCUGUUUCUCAAACUCCUAUUUCAUGUUAAUGAUUUUGGGCGUCAUAUCUCUAAUUAUGAAUUGCACUGACAUUUUACAAGCUAUGAAUCCGAAUAAGAAUUAUAAUCUUGUCAGUGCUUCUGUUCGUAUACUUAAUGCUUUUGUACGUAUCAUUAAUAUCAUUUGUUAUCUGUUUGGGAUAUUUUAUUGUGGACAGAAACUUAUAGAUUGUAGUAUUAAUAUAUUAGAAAAAGCAUAUACUAUUCCUUGGUAUUUAGCAUCUUCGAAGAUAAAAGUUUCAUUAAUGAUGGUUUUGCAAAGAAGUUUGAAGAAAUCCACUUUGUUUCUUGGCAAUUUAUUUCCUAUGUCAUUCGAAUUAUUUGGAACGAUCUUAAAAACGACAUCUUGUUAUAUUACGACACUUCAUGCAUUACAAUAUUGAUUAGAACAAUUCUAAUGUAGAGUAUGUAACAAUUAAGUUCUCAUAUGUAUGUGUGUAUAUAGAUACAUACAUACAUACAUACAUACAUAUAUGUAUAUAUAUAUAUACACAUAUACAUGCGCACAUAUACGAUCGAACGCACGUUUGCAUUGAUAAAAUUUGAUUGACUAAUACUCACUACAAUGUUUUUUAAUUUUAAUUUGUAUUAGAAAGUAAAAAUAAUAGAUUUCACAGCAUUAAUAUUUUUGUGAAUUUCCCAGAUAAUCGAUGUGAAUACGUUGUAUUGGUAAUAAUUAAUAUACUUCAGUACAACUUUAUUACAUCGAAUCGUUAUCUAUUACAUGUAAAACAAUUUUUUAUUUCAACAAGACCACGUUCUUUUGUGAUUUCUUCGUCUACUGUGUCGGUCAAUGGUCUUCCACGUGUUUCCGGUAGCAUCAUAGAGAGUAGACCGGAUAGAAGAGCGCAAAAAGCACAUAAAGUACUAGGUGCCCACCAAGCAAUGACACCUAAUAAAUCAGCGACGUAGGGAGAUGAUAUGCUACCUACAUGAGACAUUGCUGAGCUGCUACCAACCGCAGAAUUUCUUGUAAUCUGUAUGAAAGAAAUUAUUACUAAUAAGGAUAUUCUUUGCUUUGCUAUGCUUGGAAAUUCAUUUCUUUUUUUAGUUUUUUUUUCUUUUUACCGUAGGAAACAAUUCUGAAGUAUAUAGUAUCAUGAUGCUGUACACGGCAGAUAAUACGAAUCUUCCUGUUAGAGCGACGAUUAUUAUAGUCAAAGUUUUCGUAGCUGGUAUUAUAAGAAUACUGAAUAAAAGCAAUGCCGUUAAACUGUACAUUAUAGCACAAGCUUGUCUUCGUCCCAAAUAUAUCAGAAUGGGCGUUGGUAUCAAGUAAGCUGGUAUUUCGGUGAUACCCAUCACAAAAAUGUAAAGGUAACGAUCAGCUGAGAAAUUGUCUACAUUUAACGCUAAAAAAAAAGAAAACAUAAUGAUAACA
Molecule: messenger RNA, 2337 nt
Organism: Vespa velutina
Lineage: Eukaryota; Metazoa; Arthropoda; Insecta; Hymenoptera; Vespidae
Product: odorant receptor Or2-like
Exons: 9
Coding region: 98-1339 (413 amino acids)
Biological process (GO): sensory perception of smell; detection of chemical stimulus involved in sensory perception of smell
Cellular component (GO): plasma membrane
Molecular function (GO): odorant binding; olfactory receptor activity
Source: RefSeq, a predicted model, not a curated record